Dujonia railenensis is the source of this 1212-nucleotide messenger RNA. The record is from the annotation of a GenBank genome assembly. Lineage: Eukaryota; Fungi; Ascomycota; Pichiomycetes; Serinales; Debaryomycetaceae.
AUGUCCUUGGCAGCGUUACAACCAGAGCUUUGGACUUCGAGUUCGAAUCAGGCACUCACCAUUUACAUAACUGAAAAUGGGUUGGCUACACCUUUUCAGCCCAGCUUUACCUAUCCCAUCUUUGGAGACUCAGAAACCAUAUUUGGUUACAGGGACCUUGUAAUCUAUCUUUGCUUUGACCAUUGUACAUUCUUGCCAUUUUUGAAUGUCAAAUACCUGGCCAAGCUCGAUGACGAUAAAGUUAGUGGAGGAUUAGUUGAUCCAAAGACAAAACUUCUUGAGUUCCUCCCAGAGCUGACGGUGUUCAAGGAUGAAGCGAAAUGGCUCGAAAAAACGGACGAAGAAGUGGAAAAUUUCAAGAUUCCAGGUACCCAGAUUGGAGACCAAUUUGAAAUUGAGGAUGAGAAGUAUGCCAUUUUCAAGUUGGAUCUUGAAUCUGCUGAAGGCGUGGAACUUCACAAGAGGCUCCAGAUAUUGGUCCUUUUGUUCAUCGAAGCCGGUUCCUAUAUAGAUAUAAACGACAAAUUAUGGGAUAUUUAUAUCUUGUACAAGGUGACAAGUGCAGAAAACCCCUCCAUUGUCGGGUUUGUCACAGCGUACAACUACUGGAGGUAUCCAGGGUUUAAGAAAUUUGAUGCAGGGGAACAAGAAAUUAGAAAGAAGGUUUCCCAAUUUAUAAUAUUACCCCACUACCAGGGCAAGCAAUUGGGUGGUGAGUUUUACAAUCGAUUAUUUGACCACUGGCUCAAUGACGUACCGUCAGUAGUAGAAAUUGUGAUAGAGGAUCCAAAUGAACAGUUUGAUGAUCUUAGAGAUAGACAAGACCUUAUACGAUUAGAUCAGCAGCUAAGUGGGGGUCACCAAGCCCUUAAGGUGAGCGAAUUGACCCCAGAGUGGAUUUUGCAAACCAGAACUAAGCUUAAGAUGGAGAAGAGACAAUUUUCAAGGUUGGUAGAAAUGUUGUUAUUGCAUGCAGGAAAUAAUAGCAAAAGAGACAUAAGGCUAUACAUUAAGAAGAGACUUUAUGAAAAGAAUAAGGAAACUUUGGAGACUCUUGAUCAGCCUACAAGAUUGGACAAGUUACAGACGGCGUAUGAAUCAUUGGAGCAAGACUACAGAAGGAUUCUUAAGCCGGUGAAGUUUAAGAGAAGAGCAGAGGAUGAUGCUGUGGGGGGAGGACGAAACGAGAAGAAGAAAAUCCAGAAAGAGUAG